This is a messenger RNA of Olea europaea var. sylvestris, 1337 nucleotides long. Its product is annotated as cysteine-rich receptor-like protein kinase 29. Lineage: Eukaryota; Viridiplantae; Streptophyta; Magnoliopsida; Lamiales; Oleaceae. The record is from RefSeq and is a predicted model, not a curated record. The coding region runs from base 16 to 1149 and encodes 377 amino acids. Gene Ontology annotation, biological process: protein phosphorylation. Gene Ontology annotation, molecular function: protein kinase activity; ATP binding. The transcript is spliced from 5 exons.
UAGAUAUCUAUUUUUAUGUCUUGUCAAUCUCCAUCUUCAUGCCCUUUCGCCUACAAUUUGAUGAAAUCUUAUACUCUACAUGUUCCAGCUGACAAUGAAAUUAGUACCGUUGAAUCCCUCCACUAUGAUUUUGGUACAAUUAGAGCUGCAACAAACAAUUUCUCCGAUGGUAACAAGCUUGGGCAAGGUGGAUUUGGUGUUGUUUACAAGGGUAAACUCCCAAAUGGAAAAGAUAUCGCAGUAAAAAGGUUGUCCCAUGACUCAGGGCAAGGUAACUUGGAAUUUAAGAACGAGGUCUUGCUAGUAGCGAGACUUCAACACAGGAAUUUGGUUAGGCUUUUAGGUUUCUCUGUUGAAGGAAAUGAAAGACUUCUUAUAUACGAAUGGGUUCAGAAUGGGAGUUUGGACCGCUUCAUAUUUGAUUCAAACAAUCCAUGUUUGGAUUGGGAAAAGCGUUAUAUAAUCAUCGGUGGUGUUGCCAAGGGACUUCUUUAUCUACAUGAAGAUUCUCGCCUCCGAAUCAUUCACCGAGAUCUCAAAGCUAGUAAUGUUCUAUUAGAUGGAGAAAUGAACCCCAAAAUUUCAGAUUUUGGUAUGGCAAGAUUAUUUGUCCCAAGCGAAACUCAGCAUAGCACUAGCAGAAUAGUAGGAACAUAUGGAUACAUGGCACCUGAGUAUGUAUUACAUGGACACUUCUCUAUUAAAUCAGAUGUCUACAGUUUUGGUGUCCUAAUUUUGGAAAUCAUAAGUGGUCAGAAAACUUAUAAUUUUCGAAAUGGAGAGAGUGGGGACGACCUCAUAAGUUGUGUUUGGAAAAAUUGGCACCAAGAAACGAUUGCAAAUAUAAUAGAUCCUGCAUUGAGGACUUCUUCAGGAUCCAUGCGUGAUAUUAUGAGAUGUGUUCAUAUCGGUUUGUUAUGUGUUCAAGAAAAUGCAACCGAUAGACCUACAAUGGGAUCGGUGGUUCUCAUGCUCUCUAGCUUUUCCUUAACUCUGGCAGUACCUUCACGACCUGCAUUUUUCAUGUCAGGUAGCUUUCAUCCAGAAAUUUCAGUUCUUCAUAAGACUCAUUCAUCCCCAGAUCAAUCAGAUAGUACCACUCAUUUAUCAACAAAUGAGGCCUCAAUGAGUGAGUUAUAUCCUCGGUAACUUCUAAGAAUAUGCAUAUCCAUUAUAACAAGACAUUUUCUAGUUACUCAUGUUCUUAUUCAAAUGUAAUAUCUUGUAAGCAGAUUUAUUCUCUUUACUUAAUUUUUAUUGGUAUGGUCUGUGGUAGUGAUAUUCCUCGUGUGUAUAACAUGGUAUCUACUUAAUAUAUGAUUAGUUCUAUUAUUAAA